AUGGAUGUAUUGAAUACUCUCCUGAAGUACGCUCAGAUGCCUGGAAAUCAUGCUCUUUUCACGGCGAUUACGCCGUCACUGGGACAUAUCGUACCUAUCUUUCCUUCUCUUGCCCCGCUGGUAUCGAUGCUGCUACUACGAAUAUCAUCUGUGACUAGAACGCAGUUAACAAUGAACUGCCUCGAUAUUUUCCCCUCGCUUGCCCCGCUGGUAUCGAUGCUGCUACUACGAAUAUCAUCAGUUACUAGAACGCAGUUAACAAUGAAUUGCCUCGAUGUUCGCCCUAAGAACAGUGGAGAACGCAAGCUUGCAAAUGUAGUGGAACGAGUGCUGAGCUCUCGUUUGAAAGUCACGGAUUGA
Messenger RNA from Strongylus vulgaris, 360 nucleotides. The record is from the annotation of a GenBank genome assembly. Lineage: Eukaryota; Metazoa; Nematoda; Chromadorea; Rhabditida; Strongylidae.